AUGGCCAAUGACAAGCACAUCGUCUUCAUCACCGGUGCCAACACUGGCAUUGGCUACGAGGCCGUCAAAGCAUUCUUGCGCUCCUCCACGCCGUUUCACAUCUUCGUCGGCGCUCGUACCGUAGAAAAGGGUCAAAGGGCAAUUGAUAUCGCCACUCAAGAGGUCCCAGGAUCGAGCAACGUUCUUGAGCCCGUCGCCAUCGAGCUGGCGAGCGAUGAGUCCAUUGCCCAGGCUUUUGAGACUAUCAGUGCCAAGGUGGACAGAAUCGACACGCUCGUCAACAAUGCGGGUGCCGCUUUCGACACCCAGAGUUUCGCAAACGACAUUUCCAACAGCCGCGAAAUCUUCAACAAGGCAUACGACGUCAACGUCACCGGAACUCACAUCGUAACCGCCACCUUUGUCCCGCUCCUCAUCAAGUCGUCCUCCCCCCGUCUCAUCUUCAUCACGUCCGGCCUGUCAACCCUCACGGCGCACUCGAGGAGCUUCUACCCGCCGUGGGCUCCGAAGCCGGAAGCCGGAUGGCCCAAGCCCGGCGUCAUCGCCAACCUGGGCUACAAGAGCAGCAAGACUGCGCUCAACAUGGUGAUGCUCAACUGGCACUGGCUGCUGCUCAACGAUGGCGUCAAGACUUUUGCCAUUAGCCCGGGCUUCUUGGCGACGAACUUGGGGGGUGUCCCCGAGGUUCUCAAGUCGCUGGGUGCGGGUGAUCCGGCGAUUGGAGGGGAGUUUAUCAGGAAAGUGACUGAGGGGGAGCGAGAUGCUGAUGCUGGCAAGGUUUUGAGCAAGGAUGGCACUCAGGAGUGGUAG
This is a messenger RNA of Trichoderma aggressivum f. europaeum, 810 nucleotides long. RefSeq lists its product as uncharacterized. The record is from RefSeq and is a predicted model, not a curated record. The coding region runs from base 1 to 810 and encodes 269 amino acids. The transcript has 2 exons. Gene Ontology annotation, biological process: secondary metabolic process. NCBI's taxonomy places the organism in Eukaryota, Fungi, Ascomycota, Sordariomycetes, Hypocreales, Hypocreaceae. Gene Ontology annotation, molecular function: oxidoreductase activity. Gene Ontology annotation, cellular component: cytoplasm.